Molecule: messenger RNA, 945 nt
Organism: Vicia faba (fava bean)
Lineage: Eukaryota; Viridiplantae; Streptophyta; Magnoliopsida; Fabales; Fabaceae
Source: the annotation of a GenBank genome assembly
AUGGUGUUGCCGGAUCAAGUCACUUUCAGUUCUUUAUUGAAUGGAGACAAUGAUGCUGUUGAAGAACAAAUGAUUUGUGAUUUUGAAUCUACAAUUCCCAAGGAGGAACCUAGAGACGAAAUUGAUAUCAUAACAAGUGAGAAUGUUAAUGUUGCUGAGAGAUAUCAAAAUUUGAAUAUUUCCUUGGAAAAGGAUGGUCAUGGGAGAGAAAAGACCGAUAGAGGAUUCAAUCUAAAUCAAAUCCCUUCUCAAUCCCCUCUACCUGAAGUCAUUGAUACACCAAUGAUGCUGCCCCAACCAAUCACAUUCAGUUCUCUAUUGAAUGGAGAUGAUCUUGCUGCUGAAGAACGGAUGCUUUUUGAAUUGCAAUCUUCAUUUCCAGAGCUUGAAGAAGCAAUGGGUGGACAGGUUAAACUUGGCAGCCCUAUUACUGCAAGAGCUGCGGAAGAAGAAGAAGAAUAUGACACAACAUUAACUCUGUCUUUAAGGGAGCAAAUUCACAAUAUUGCAAGUGAGCAUGCUACUGAUCCUCAGAGAAAAAUGAGCAUUUCAUUAGGAAAGCAACCGAUAGUAAUGCAACAUUGGGAUGAUCGUCCUUUGAAACGAACCAUUGAAGUUGGAGAGUCUUCCACUGCUAAACAUCAAAAGAAGGACCCACCUUCUGGAAUUAUUGUUGCAAAUGAAGUAAGAAACUAUAAUGCUUCUAACAACACCUCUAGAUUAAUGGAAGUGAGGAACCCUAUUGCUUCAAACAACACUUCUCGAUUAAUGGAAAGGAGGAACUAUAAUCUUCCAAUUGGCACCUCUGAAGCCAAUCAAAUUCCAAAUUCUCUAUAUCAUCCCACAUAUGAGGCCACGGGUCUUUCGGCCGACCCCUAUGUUAGAUUGAUGAAGGCAUUAGGUUAUCCAGAAAGGAAUAUGGACUGGUAUUUCAUAUUCAAAUAA